AUGAUGUGUAAAAAUAAAAAUACUGGUCCUUGUGCAGUUGAAAAUUGUAAAGAAAAUGAAAAAGAACAUAAAUAUAAAGAAGUGAAUAAAAGUGAAUUAUCUGGUGAAUAUUCUUUGAAUGACAUUAAAAUUAAUAUUACAGAAAAUGGAAUUCUUUUAUCUGAAGAAGAUUUUAGCUUACUGGUUCAAAAAAUUGAAAAUUUGGAAGCAAAG
Messenger RNA from Entrophospora sp. SA101, 213 nucleotides. The record is from the annotation of a GenBank genome assembly. Lineage: Eukaryota; Fungi; Glomeromycota; Glomeromycetes; Entrophosporales; Entrophosporaceae.